Cyprinodon tularosa is the source of this 2289-nucleotide messenger RNA. RefSeq names its product cytochrome P450 7B1 (gene cyp7b1). The coding region runs from base 42 to 1538 and encodes 498 amino acids. The record is from RefSeq and is a predicted model, not a curated record. Gene Ontology annotation, biological process: bile acid biosynthetic process; cholesterol homeostasis. NCBI's taxonomy places the organism in Eukaryota, Metazoa, Chordata, Actinopteri, Cyprinodontiformes, Cyprinodontidae. The transcript has 6 exons. Gene Ontology annotation, molecular function: steroid hydroxylase activity; oxidoreductase activity, acting on paired donors, with incorporation or reduction of molecular oxygen; heme binding.
GAUCAGACCAGUUCGCACUCCCAGCAAACCGAAGCAGAAGCAUGUCGUUGGUGCUGCUCGUCCUCCUCAGUGCUGUGAUCGGCCUCCUGGUUUGGAUCCUCAUGGGUUACGGAAGAACCAGGAAGCCGGAUGAACCUCCUCUGAUCAAAGGCUGGAUCCCCUUCAUCGGGAAAGCUCUGGAGUUCGGGAAGGAUGCUCACGGGUUUCUAGAGAAACAUAAGAGGAAGUAUGGAGACGUGUUCACGGUCCAGAUCGCAGGUAAAUACAUGACCUUCAUCAUGAACCCCCUCCUCUACCCCAGCAUCAUCAAGCAGGGCCGGCAGCUGGACUUCCACGAGUUCACCGAUAAGGUGGCUCCCGUCACAUUCGGCUACCCGCCCGUCCUGGGCAACACCUUCCACGGCCUUUGGGAGCAGAUCAAGCGCUCCUUCCAGCUGCUGCAGGGAGAUCACCUCGAGCCGCUGACAGAGAGCAUGAUGGGUAACCUGAUGCUGGUUUUCCGUCAAGACCAUCUGGACCGGGCGGGCGACUGGAGGAGCGGCGGCCUGUACGAGUUCUGCUCCUCCGUCAUGUUCGAGGCCACCUUCCUGACCAUCUAUGGCAAACCGGCGAGCGGCGUCCGCCACCGAGGGAUGGACGAUCUGAGGAGGGACUUCAACAAGUUCGAUAGCAUGUUCCCGUUCCUCAUCGCUCAGAUUCCCAUCUGGCUGCUGGGCCGGACCAAAGCCAUCCGCCAGAAGCUGAUCUCCUACUUCCUGCCGCAGAAGAUGUCCCACUGGUCCAACACCUCCCAGUUCAUCCAGAGAAGGUCGGAGCUGUUUGAGCAGCACGAUAAGCUGAAGGACGUGGAUAAAGCUGCUCAUCACUUUGCCAUCCUGUGGGCGUCCGUCGGCAACACGCUUCCUGCUACCUUCUGGGCCACCUACUUCCUGGUGAGCCAGCCCCAAGCGCUGAAGGUGGUCCGUCAGGAGAUCCUGGACGUCUUGAGGGACGAUGGCGUCGAGUUUGACGCCAGCAGGGACGUCCUGCUCAGCAAAGAGCAGCUGGAUAAGCUUAUCUUUCUGGAGAGCUCCAUCAACGAGAGCCUCCGCCUUUCCUCAGCCUCCAUGAACAUUCGGGUGGCUCAGGAGGACUUCAGUCUGCGGCUGGACAACGACCGAUCGGUGGGCGUCAGGAAAGGAGACGUCAUCGCCCUGUACCCUCAGAGUCUCCAUCUGGACCCCGAAAUCUAUGAGGAGCCCCAGACGUUCCGGUUCGACCGCUUCGUCCAGGACGGCAGAGAGAAGACGGACUUCUUCAAGGACGGACAGAAGCUCCGCUACUACCUGAUGCCGUUCGGCUCGGGCUCGUCCAUGUGUCCUGGACGAUACUUCGCUAUUAACGAGAUCAAGCAGUUUGUCUCUCUGCUGCUGCUUUACUUUGACCUGCAGCUGGAGGACGGGCAGAACCGGCCCCGCCUGGACUCCAGCAGAGCCGGACUGGGAAUCCUGCUUCCCUCCUCCGACGUUCGCUUCCGUUACAGACUGCGAGCCGACUGAUUCCCUGUGGGGGUCUCUGGACUCAGUAGUGGUCGGGUUCUGGUUGAUCCAGUUGGACUUUGGUUGAAUCGUGAUUCAGUUUAGAGCUGGAGGGUGAGCUCAGCGUGCCGGUUGCUCCUGAGGGGCGGCACCACAUCCUGUCCUCUUUAAUCCAGAUCAGAAAUCUUGAUUUUUAUGUCCUGAAUGUGACCUGCAGGUGAAGAACACAGCUGAUGGUUUUAGUCUUUAAUCAGUGACGACGCAGAGGUCUGUCCAAUCUGAACCAGCCGGUCGGGUCUCUGGAACGUUGAUGCCUCAUGCUGUCAGAGCAGAGCUGCUACAGCGCAACAGAAGAAAUGAAACAAUUCCUAAAAGAAUCCUGAAAAUCCUAACCUUGUUAUCCGACUUCCUCUAUAGUCAGAAAUGGCCCCCGUGUCUCUUUGUCCAGAGUUGCAGCAAAUAUCAUCCAGAGCCCCAGUGAGCCGCCUCCGCUCUGGUUCUGAAUGGAUGGAAACUGUCUGCUGGUAGCCAUGUAUCAGUUAGUAGCAUUUAGCUGCUCUCAGCAGAGCCACUAAAAUAUUUCUUUACCAAACUGAUGGACAGACCGAGCUUCAGUGUCUUCUACGGUUGGCAGCUUAGAUUAAAAGCAGCAUUUUUUAACUUAAUUAAGCUUUUUUCUAAACACUAAGAUGAUUGAUCCUGACUGAACAUCUUCACCUGUAAGUCAGGACUAUAUAUUUGUGUCAUUAAUUAAAUAUACUUUGGGAAAUAA